UCAGCCUUUAAAUGCAGUGAUUUGUCAGAGCUGGAGCUGAGAGCACGGUGCUGACCCAGACUUCCUUGAGGCUCAGCGGUGUCUGCAUCACACUGCUUCGGACAGCAUGAAGGCGCUACUGAUCACCUGUCUGCUGGCGCUGUGGCUGACGGCGGCCUCGGCCCGGACGUUCGGCCCGGAGCCGCGGCUCAGACCCGGAUCUUUACCCAACGGAUACAUCAGCGAAUAUUUGAAGUCAAGGAGAGCGAGGAGGGCGCUACCUCCUGCUGAUGAGCCGGAUGCCAGCAUGGCACCGAAGGAAAGCGACAGCGGUGCCGCAGAUUUGCCCACCUGCCUGCUGUGUGUCUGCCUGUCCGGUUCUGUGUACUGUGAGGAGGUGAGUCCAGACAUGACCAGUGUCCCCCUGCUGCCCAAAGAGACCGCCUACCUGUAUGCUCGCUUCAACAAGAUCAAGAAGAUCGGGAAAAACGACUUCGGAGACACGGUGACCCUGAAGAGGAUCGACCUGACAGGAAACGUGAUCUCAGAGAUCGACGACGGCGCCUUCUCCAAGCUCACCCUGCUGGAGGAACUGUCUCUGGCCGAGAACAGACUGGUCAAACUCCCCGCCCUCCCCGCCAAGCUCACCUCCUUCAACGCCAACAGCAACUUGCUCAAAACCAAGGGCGUGAAAGCCAACGCCUUCAAGAAACUGACCGGCCUGGCCAACCUGUACCUGGCCAACAACCAGCUGGAGGCCGUCCCCUUCAUCCCAGAGAGCGUCCGCAUCCUGCAUCUACAGGACAACAACAUCACGGAGGUGAACGUAGACACCUUCUGCAAGUCCGACAACUCCUACUAUCUACGACUGAGCCUCUCUGAGGUCCGAAUGGACGGGAACCCAGUGGUGCUGUCCAAGUACCCCGACAGCUUCACCUGCAUGAAAGUUCUGCCUGUGGGCCGGUACCGCUGAGGAGAACCAAUGCCCCAAAGACUCACUCUAAAGCCUCUGCAGCAGAACGGUUCUGGUCCGGUUAGUGUUGUCACUUUAACGAGCAGCGACGGGUCCAGCUCGGCUCGGUUCCCCUCCUGACUCUAAAGAGAUUCUCUUAGACUUUAACAAUAAUAGUUCUGGACCGACAGAACCUUCAGCUUAGAUCCGGAAAAAGACCCAAAAUAAAACAGAAUUUAUAUUUAAAAAAAGGGAAAUUUAUUCUGCAUGAUGAACAUUCCCUAUUCAUCAGAGGAUCCCCGUUCACUCAUAGCAAACAGGCU
Molecule: messenger RNA, 1254 nt
Organism: Poecilia latipinna (sailfin molly)
Lineage: Eukaryota; Metazoa; Chordata; Actinopteri; Cyprinodontiformes; Poeciliidae
Product: mimecan-like
Exons: 6
Coding region: 107-952 (281 amino acids)
Biological process (GO): articular cartilage development; bone development
Cellular component (GO): extracellular matrix
Molecular function (GO): protein binding
Source: RefSeq, a predicted model, not a curated record